GGAGACGUUGCUUGGCAACCACUAAAAACAGCCGAAGAAGUCCAAACCGGAAGUAGGCUUCUUUUAGCUUGUAGACCAAAUUGUCGCUUCGAUUUUUCUACACGGGUAAAUAUGGCUGAAGUGGAGGAGACGCUGAAGCGAAUUCUGGGUCAGAAAGGAGUUCAGGGGCUCAUCAUCGUCAACUCUGAUGGAAUCCCCAUCAGGUCUACGUUGGACAACACGAGCACGGUACACUACGCCGGUCUCAUCCAUCAGCUGGUGAUGAAGGCCAGAAGCACCAUCCGCGACAUCGACCCCCUCAACGACCUCACCUUCCUGCGCCUGCGCUCCAAGAAGAACGAAAUCAUGAUCGCACCAGACAAGGACUACUUCAUGAUCGUCAUUCAAAAUCCUUCAGACUGAAGUGGGAGGAAACACAUCAACAUGACAAUAUUUUCAUGCUUUUGCUUUUUUUGUGGUCAUUCCUGGUUUGCUAACGUUGUAAAAAUGUUGAAUAAAUAAUUCUCAUUGACAAUGA
This is a messenger RNA of Doryrhamphus excisus (bluestripe pipefish), 517 nucleotides long. It is a transcript of the gene dynlrb1, whose product is annotated as dynein, light chain, roadblock-type 1. Gene Ontology annotation, biological process: microtubule-based movement. The record is from RefSeq and is a predicted model, not a curated record. Lineage: Eukaryota; Metazoa; Chordata; Actinopteri; Syngnathiformes; Syngnathidae. Gene Ontology annotation, cellular component: cytoplasmic dynein complex.